GAUAACAAUCAAAAAGUGAUACAAACCUUGUGUUUGAAAACGAAAAUCAUUUGCAGAAAUGAAUUCUAAAAUGAAUAUCAAUCAUCGAUCAAAAAUGAAUUCUUUUAAAUUACAUCAUUUGAUUCGAAUGUUAAACUAUCCAUUUCGAAUGGCCAUACCUCUAUUUCCACCCAUCAUCAUAAAUCGAAUUACAUUGAUGAAAAUCAACAGACUAGUUCAGAAUAGCCAGGUGAAAAGAUUUUCAAGUUUAAAUUUUUUGUUUGUAUUCACAUUGUUUACAUCGUCAUUUAUUCGAGCUGGUUCAAUGUGUUUAUUUCGUAAUGAUCAACAUAUAAUAACGACAAUAACUGGAUCGAUUUUUCAUCUACUUCAUACGAAUCGUUUACAUCCAGAAAUGGUUGCUUUCCAUUUCGGUGCCGAACAAUGUCUUUAUCUUGCAUUAAUAUUCAGCAGCGAAAAAUAUUAUCAUUUCUUUCGUUUAUUAAUAUCAUAUUGUCAUCAGAUUUAUGAUCCUUUUAUGAGCAUUGAAGAUAAUAAGAAACGACGAUUACAAAUUUUUCAUUUGGAAAUAUAUGAACGACAUUUGAAUUUUGUUCGAUCUUUAGGUCUACAUUCUAAUUCAAUCGAUCUAAUCAGCCGCAAAAUACGACAUGAAUUUCGAAUGCAAGCAAUCGUAUUGAUAUCCGUGCCAAUUACAUUGUUUUGUAUGGCAACGAUUUUCCUAUACAGUAUUGAUCCAUAUCGAAAUAAUUUCUGGUUAUUCAAUUAUUCAUACUUUUGGUAUUCAUUUUACAAUUUCAAUUUGGCAUUUUUCACCACCGUUUGGGCCUAUUUUGGUCUAUUAUAUACAACCAAUUUAUUUGCUUACUUUCGAAUAAUCUGUUCGAUUUUAAUUGAAAAAUCUAAAUUGAAUCAAAAAUUGUUGGAAAGAUUUCAACCACAAUCAAGAAAAUUAAUGAUCAUGCCGUUUCGGCGACAUUUGUAUCAUCAAUCCAAGCUUUAUUGUGAAAUUCGAAUGAUCAAUGAAUUUUGGUCUAAAUAUUUAUCAUUCACAUUUCUGGUGUAUAUAUCAUUGUUUUGUAAUGCAUUAUAUGUGACCAUUAUGACCGAUACUUUGAUGUCAUUGAAGAUAUUCUUUUUUACAUUUACCAUACAAUCAAUGUUGGUCGUCAGUAUAUUGACAAUUAUAGCUGCCACCUUAUUCAAGCAUAAUUAUUUUAUCCAUAAAAAAUAUUAUUCUUUAAUGGGUAAACAUUUUGAUUGUAUCGAUUUGUCAACCAAAUUCAAAAUGACGCAAACAUUAGACCUAAUCAAUAGCCAUAUAGUUGGUUUCACAUUGAUGGAUGGAAAAAUCAUUCAAAAUGAUACAAUUCUAUUCAUAUUAUUACAGACAAUAACAAUGUUUAUUCUGGUCACACGAAUGGUAUGAGAGCGAUUAAUCAAUUUCUCCCUCGCCCAUUACUACUACUAAUCUUGCGAUUGGAUUCAGUGGCAAAAAAAUACGAUCAAAAAAGUUGACAAUCUGUAACCAAAAGAAAAUUUGUUCUAAAAAAUGAAGAAAAAAAAAUAAUUUACAACUUUAAGCUCCAAAACAUUAUCACAAUUCACUCAGAGAAAAGAAUUCAAUGUCUUCGAUCGAAAUCCAUUUGAGGCACAAAUUUUUCUGUUUCAUGUUGAACGGAAUUAACUUACGUUUUCUUUUUUUUCAUAUAGUUUUUUGUUCAAUGGUAUUCUUCUGGAAAAAAACUUUUCCACAAAUACAUUCGAAUCGUGAAAUUGACAUGGCACUUUUGAAUCCAUCAUGAUUCGUGAAUCGAUGUUAAAUCGAUAUUCAAAAUACUGAAACAAAUUCUCCCACAGUUAAAUUGGACUGAGACCAAAAAAAACAGAUCGAUAAUCAUAUCAUAAAGUAGACAAUGAAAAAUUGGAUCGAAAAAUUGAUUUGUGACAAAGAUUUGAGCAAUGCCAAUGGAUCUGAAAAACAAUUGCAAAAUAAUAAAUGUCAUUCGUUUCAUA
Dermatophagoides farinae (American house dust mite) is the source of this 2016-nucleotide messenger RNA. The record is from RefSeq and is a predicted model, not a curated record. Lineage: Eukaryota; Metazoa; Arthropoda; Arachnida; Sarcoptiformes; Pyroglyphidae.